AUGGUAGACAAUCAAGUUACUUUUCCAGACACUGUCACAGUACUAAAAUCAUCAAACGGUUCUGUAGUUUAUCUUGUUGGUACUGCUCAUUUUAGUAAAGAGAGCCAAGAAGAUGUCGCUCAAGUAAUAAAUGCAGUCAAACCAGAUGUUGUUGUAAUAGAAUUAUGCUAUAACAGGAAUAGCAUAUUAACAAUUGAUGAAUCCACUAUUGCCAAUGUUUCAGGCAUUACAUUUGAAGAUUUGAAAGGGUCAAUUAAAAAAUUAGGCCUAACUCAAGGUAUAUUUUAUCAACUGAUGAUAAAUAUAUCAGCAAAUAUAUCUCGUGAUCUUGGCAUGAUACCAGGUGGUGAAUUCCGUAGAGCUGUCAUUGAAGCUAAAAAAUAUAACAGCCACAUUUAUCUAGGUGAUAGACCAGUUGAUAUCACUAUAAAAAGAGUGAUUUCAAUGUUGAGCUGGCCUAAAAGCAUUAAACUUCUGGCACACUUGUUAUUUACUGCGGAUUUUAAAAUUACAAAAGAAGAUGUCGAAAAAUUUAAAAACAAGGACUUACUAGAAACUUUAAUGCAUGAAAUGGCUGCUGACUAUCCAGAGUUGGAGAGAGUAAUAGUUGAUGAAAGAGAUAAGUUCUUAACUUAUAGUUUGCAAAAUUGCGCUGGAUUUGUAAUUGAAAAAACUGGCAAUAAGCCUAAUAUAUUUAAUUCAAGACCUCAAGUUAUUGUUGGCGUAGUUGGAUUAGGUCACGUUGCUGGUAUUAAAAAAUAUUGGGAAAAAAUUGCUGAUGAGCAAAUUGCAGAACUAAUUAUAAUUCCACCUCAAUCAAGAAGUAGCAAAGUUAUUAAAGUUGUCAUCAAAGUUUCUGCCUAUGGUUUACUUUUAUGGGGUGUUUCAAAGAUCCCUGGUGUAAGAUCACUAUCAAAAAUGGCUUAUGAAGCAGUUACUUCUACUUCUACUUCUCUUGUUCAAGGGAAAUUUAUAAAAUUACAAUAA
Macrosiphum euphorbiae (potato aphid) is the source of this 987-nucleotide messenger RNA. NCBI's taxonomy places the organism in Eukaryota, Metazoa, Arthropoda, Insecta, Hemiptera, Aphididae. The record is from the annotation of a GenBank genome assembly.